Messenger RNA from Hyposmocoma kahamanoa, 1288 nucleotides. It is a transcript of the gene Psat1, whose product is annotated as probable phosphoserine aminotransferase. Lineage: Eukaryota; Metazoa; Arthropoda; Insecta; Lepidoptera; Cosmopterigidae. Gene Ontology annotation, biological process: L-serine biosynthetic process. The coding region runs from base 98 to 1195 and encodes 365 amino acids. The transcript has 8 exons. Gene Ontology annotation, cellular component: cytoplasm. Gene Ontology annotation, molecular function: O-phospho-L-serine:2-oxoglutarate transaminase activity; pyridoxal phosphate binding. The record is from RefSeq and is a predicted model, not a curated record.
GGUCCGUUUGUAUCCAUUUGACUUGAGCCAGUCACGCCCGUCAACUCAGGCAGAUUACUCGUGCUUGUUUACGUUAAUAAAAUUUUAUAUACUAAUUAUGGUGAAAAUACAUAACUUUGGGGCGGGUCCAGCUAAAAUGCCGGAAGAAGUGUACAAUAUAUUACGCGAUGAGUUAACGAAUUUUGAAGGAACCGGCAUUAGUUUACUUGAAACAAGUCAUCGUACAGCUCCUUAUAUGAAUUUAAAUACAGAAGUUCAAAACGUGGUGAGACGAUUAUUAAAUGUGCCAGAAAAUUACAAAAUCCUCUUCUUGGCUGGUGGCGGACAGGGACAAUUCGCAGCUGUUCCUCUCAACUUGAUAUCAAGGACAGGAACAGCCGACUAUGUUGUUACUGGUGACUGGUCGGCAAAAGCGGCAAAAGAAGCAAAAAAGUAUGGCAAAGUCAAUCUUGUGCUUCCACCUACUGAAAAAUAUGUGGACAUUCCUGACCAGUCUAAAUGGAAACUGGAUCCUAAUGCUUCUUAUGUACACAUCUGCACCAAUGAGACUAUUCAUGGUGUGGAGUUUGACUUCAUUCCAGAUACAAAAGGAGUGCCUCUUGUAGCUGACAUGUCUUCCAAUUUCAUGUCAAAGAAAGUUGAUGUUUCUAAGUUCGGGGUAAUCUACGGAGGAGCUCAAAAGAACAUUGGUACGUCAGGUGUAGCUCUAGUGAUCGUCAGGGAAGACCUCCUCAACCAUGCGUUGCCAAUUUGCCCAUCCAUCUUUGACUGGACCAUCACCUACAAGGCGGACUCUAUCCUGAACACACCUCCUAUGUAUGCCAUUUACAUAAUGGGCCGUGUUCUCCAAUGGAUAGAAAGGCAAGGCGGUCUUGAUAAAAUGUCUGAAUUGGCUGAAAAGAAAUCCAAACUUGUUUACGAUACCAUUGACCAAUCUAACGGCUUUUACUAUGCACCAGUAGCUAAGAAAGUUAGGAGCCGGAUGAACAUACCGUUCAGAAUUGGAUCUCCCGCAGGCAAUGACGCUUUGGAAAAGGAGUUCUUGAAAGGCGCCGAGGCCUUGGGACUUAUUCAGCUUAAAGGACACAGGAGUGUCGGCGGCAUUCGUGCUUCUACCUACAAUGCUGUCACGCUAGAAGAAGUCCAAUACUUGGUCAAAUACAUGAAAGAAUUUCAUGAAAAGCAUGCCAAGUAAGCGGUCGUAAAGUAUUUUUAUAUUGUCUACUAUUGUAAUAUGUAUUAUAUAACGUGCCUUAAAAUUUCGGCUGUGUAUAUUUUUUCUGUUGUC